AUGAAUCAUCUCUUGGUACCCUCAAGUGAUUGGGCAAACGUCGUGGUCGUGGAUCGUGAUUCCACGACCCAGGCGCGAGCAAAUAACGCAGAUGAGCAGUGCCUUUCGUUCAAGGAUGACGCAAACGGGCAGUGGCUCCGGUGCAAGGACAACGCGGACGAGCAGUGGCUUAUGCAUGAGGGAGACGCGGUCGAAAAAGGGUUCCUGCACGAGAGAGCAGUGGUCGAACCGGCGUUCCCACCUGCAUCUUUUGUGGCUUAG
This is a messenger RNA of Peronospora matthiolae, 261 nucleotides long. Lineage: Eukaryota; Oomycota; Peronosporomycetes; Peronosporales; Peronosporaceae. The record is from the annotation of a GenBank genome assembly.